GUUGCAGUUUUAAUCAUUCUUUGCAACAUGGUUUUAAUUAAAUUCCAAAAUUUCAAAAAUGAAUCAAGCAUUUCAAUAUGACGAAAUACGGAAGAGUGCCAAUUUCACUUUUUAUCAGCAAGAAGCCCCGCGACGAUCCCUGGAAAUAAUUUAUUAGAUGCAAAUUGGGAGCAGUAAUUUAUAUACCGAGGAACGUCACUUAUUUAAUUGCUAAUUAUCUGAAUCCUUAACGAAUGGAACCCAAGAAAAUUCGUCUGGAUGAAAAUGCGUCCGACAGCGAAUUCGGAUGAACCCGUAAGUGCGAAUCGAUCCGCCGCGCACGUCGCCCGGUACACCGAUCGUUCAUCACGACGUCCCAAGGAACAAACAUCUGCCGCGAAAAAUGCACAAACGGAGUACGAGACGCUGCAUUUAUCGCAAAAUGCUGCGUAUUCUUCAACGUAUGGACCCGGUACGGCGCUGUUAGAUCAGCAGGCCGCGUAUCGUGAGCGGCGUGCUGACAAUACAAAGGAAGAUCAGCGAGACGUAACGAGAGAUGCCGGGCAAACGGAGCAAAAACACAAAAGCGUUGAUACGCACGACAUCAAUUCGUCACGCAGACGCCGGUCGAGAUCCUGCGUCAAGCUGCGCCUGUGCUGCCUGAGACUGUGUCGCGCGAAGAGAAGAUGUUCCGAGCGCGUCAUGAGGAAGCCGCGACAGCUUCUGCAGCGGAUAAAGGCGCGAAGUAAGGAGUGCCGGAAACCCGACGACACGACGGCGGUCGCCGGGGUGUCAACUGUGCCGCUAAGCCGAGAUGCCCCGAAGAAAUCUAGAAGAGGUCCCGAAGACGAGGCGGUGGAGGAGGUCGCCGAUAGGAAGGACGUCUCCGAGGACGCUCGGAAGGAAAGGAAGGAGCGGCGGAAGAGGGAGAGAGAGGAGAGACGAGAGAGACGUAAGCGCGAGGAGCACGUUGUCGCGCGUGCCGUGGAGCCCGCGGACGCGCGUCCGACGACGCGCGACGAUGACCUCGUCGUCGCCAAGGAUCAAGCGAUCCCCGUGAAACCGCCAUUGAUCGCAGACCUGGCAAAGACCUGCUGCUACUUGUGCGUCCAGAACACGCUGGCGAUUGCGGCCGCCGCCUCUCGGCCGGAGCAGUCCGACAAGUACGGCCAAGUUUCGACUCAUAAAUUUCCCGCGGAGACGACCACGACGGUUGAUAGGAGCUGCAGCCCGAUACUGCUGGUGCGCACCGUGCAGUCGUUCGUCAGAGUGAGGACGCGGGAGACCGGCACGCUUUGCCCCGGCACGAGCGCGCCGCCGCCGGCGAUGCCGCGCGCGAAAAAGCGCAAGAAGUUCGCCGUGUUCCCGGGGCUGACGCGAACGAAGUGUCCGGCGGGACAGCGCGCCGCCUGCGUGACUGAUAAGUCGAGGCGCGACGACGAGGACGCGAGGAAAAAACGCGAGCCGAGGAACGAGAGAUGCUGCGGCGAGAGGAACGCCUGA
Messenger RNA from Wasmannia auropunctata (little fire ant), 1482 nucleotides. RefSeq names its product stress response protein nst1-like. The coding region runs from base 259 to 1482 and encodes 407 amino acids. NCBI's taxonomy places the organism in Eukaryota, Metazoa, Arthropoda, Insecta, Hymenoptera, Formicidae. The transcript is spliced from 3 exons. The record is from RefSeq and is a predicted model, not a curated record.